Molecule: messenger RNA, 2517 nt
Organism: Trifolium pratense (red clover)
Lineage: Eukaryota; Viridiplantae; Streptophyta; Magnoliopsida; Fabales; Fabaceae
Product: pentatricopeptide repeat-containing protein At3g57430, chloroplastic-like
Exons: 1
Coding region: 83-1963 (626 amino acids)
Biological process (GO): RNA modification
Molecular function (GO): RNA binding; protein binding
Source: RefSeq, a predicted model, not a curated record
UAAACCUCUUGCAUUUCAAUUUGUGGGUUAAAUCAUUCUUUCAUUCCCGCCAAAACCAAACUCAAAGAAAUCGAUAGCUCUUAUGAUUCUAACGAAGACAUGCUCUCUCACAACCUCUGCCACUGCAUUCCUUACACCACAGAGUCUCCUUCAUCUUCUUCAGCUCAGCAUCGACCUUCAUGCUCAAAAACUUACCCAACAAUGUCACUCUCAAAUCCUCUCAAAUGGCUUUUCCCAAAACCCUUUCCUCACUACCAGGCUCAUCUCUGCAUACGCCACAUGUGGAGAAUUAACCCUGUCAAGACUCGUUUUUUACUCUGUUCACACCAAGAACGUUUAUCUCUGGAACUCAUUCAUUAAUGGGCAUGUCAAAAAUCAUCAAUUUGAUCAAGCCAUUACGUUGUUCCGCGAAAUGGGUCGUUGUCGUGAUGAUAGUUUGAUGCCUGAUGAUUACACUCUUGCUACAAUUUCCAAAGUUUCUGGUGAGCUUGAGGAUUUGGUUUUAGGGAAAUUGAUUCAUGGGAAGAGUAUGAGAAUUGGGUUUAUGUCGGAUAUCGUUGUUGCCAACUCUGUUAUGUCGAUGUAUAGUAGAUGUGGUGAGUUAGGUGAUGCGAUGAAGGUGUUUGAUGAAAUGCCUCAGAGAAAUGUUGGUUCGUUUAAUGUUAUAAUUUCUGGAUGUGCUGCUGCCUUGGGAAAUUUUGAUUCUAGUUUAUUUGGUGAUUUGUGGAAUUUUUUUCGAAGAAUGCAAUGUGAAGGUUAUAAGGCUGAUGCUUUCACUGUUGCUAGUCUUUUACCUUUGUGUUGUGAUAAUGCUGGGAGGUUUGAUUAUGGGAGGGAACUUCACUGUUAUCUUGUGAAGAAUGGAUUGGAUUUGAAAAUGGGAUCAGAUGUUCAUAUGGGGUCUUCUUUGAUAGAUAUGUAUUCAAGGAGUAAUAAACUUGUUCUUAGUAGGAGAGUAUUUGACCAAAUGAAACGUAAAAACAUAUAUGUAUGGACUGCAAUGAUUAAUGGUUGUGUACAGAAUGGAGCACCUGAGGAUGCGUUGAUGCUUCUUCGUGAGAUGCAAAGCAAGGAUCGAAUACAACCCAAUGAAGUAUCGCUUGUUAGUGUGCUUCCGGCUUGUGGCUUGCUUUCUGGAUUAAUUGGAGGGAAACAAGUCCACGCGUUUUCUAUUAAAAUGGAGUUGAAUGGUUAUAUUUCCCUGUGUAACGCUUUGAUUGAUAUGUAUGCCAAAUGUGGGAGUUUAGAUUAUGCAAGACGAGUAUUUCAUAAUGGUUCUUACUUCAAAGAUGCUAUAACUUGGAGUUCGAUUAUCUCUGCGUAUGGAUUACAUGGGAAAGGAGAGGAAGCUGUGACUACAUAUUACGAAAUGCUUAAGCAAGGGAUCAAACCAGACAUGAUAACAGUGGUUGGUGUUCUUUCUGCUUGUUGCAAGGCAGGAUUGGUAGAUGAGGGCAUUAGUAUAUAUAACUCCCUGACGACUAAGUAUGAAAUGAAACCAUCGGUUGAAAUUUGUGCUUGUGUUGUAGAUUUGUUAGGUCGAUCAGGCCGGCUCAAUCAAGCCUUGGAAUUCAUCAAAGGAAUGCCAAUAAAUCCUGGUCCAAGUGUUUGGGGAUCUCUUUUAACUGCCUCUGUAAUACAUGGGAAUUCAAUGACAAGAGACUUGGCUUAUAGGUGUCUCUUAGAGCUAGAACCGGAAAACCCUUCAAAUUAUAUCGCACUUUCAAAUACGUAUGCUUCUAAUAGAAGAUGGGAUGAUGUAACUGAGGUGAGAACAAUGAUGAAACAGAGAGGUUUAAAAAAAGUUCCUGGUAUCAGUUGGAUAACUAUCGGUCGUAAGACUCAUUCUUUCACUGUUGCUGAUAAAGCACAUCCUUCUUCUAGUUCAAUCUAUGAAAUGAUCAAUGACCUUGUAUCAAUAAUGACAGAUGGGGGUUGUACUGAUAUUGAUAUUCUGACUUAAAUCUCCUGGAAUUGAUCAGCCAUGUAGCACAGCCAACUCGGAUAUUACUUGCUUGGUGAGAAAAACUGCAAAUAGUACCCACCUUGUUGGUGAUUUUGAUAAAUAUGGUUUACUUUAUGAGGUGACAACAUUGUAGAACAUGGUGAGUGCAAUUGGUCCCCCUGAGAUACUGAGCAGUUGAUCAAUGUGCAGAUGAGGUUCUCGGAUGUUCUAUAUAGUCCGACCAUCGUGAAGAAGAGGAAAAAACCUUAAUGGUGAUAAAUUAUGGAUACCGAUAACUCGAAAAGAAACUGUGGGAACCAGAAUCAUUUUUAAAUCGAUUCAUUUUAAUCCAGCCUCAUUACUGCAUGGGUGACAAAAGCAAGCUACCCAUAUGAAUAAAAGAAUACGGAUUUUGAUGGAGCUCACAUUCUGAUUUACAACCUGAUAAUACCAAGGAGCUUCUUUUCCAAAUGUAAUAGCAGUAACAGAAAGUUGGCUGCAUGCGUUAAGAGAUGUUGGUUCUUGUAUUAUUAAUACUGUAUUAAUUUAUUUAUUUAGGUUCUUAGCUUGAA